AUGUUGAAGACAUCACUCUUUUCUCUUGCCUCUCUUUCGGUCCUUUCGAGGACGGCCAAUGGCUAUGGGGUUACUGGUGUAUCUGCUGGCGUUAACCCUGACACUGGAGAACGACCCUCGCGCAUCGAUUUGAGAAACCUACAAUCGGCUGGCCCAGCAUUUGAUCUCUUCGUGCAAGCACUCGCUCAGUUUCAAAGCGAUGACCAGAGUGACUUGGUUUCGUAUUACGAAGUUGCAGGAAUCCAUGGUUAUCCAUACAGGUCUUGGGAUAACGUAGACGGUCAAUACCAAACAGGCUAUUGCUCGCAUGGAUCGCCAAUAUUUCCGACCUGGCAUCGACCUUAUCUCUCCCUAUUUGAGCAGCGCAUCUGGUCUUAUGCUCAAGACAUUGCGAAUUCAUACCCGGAUGACCAGCGCCAGUCAUACGUGGACGCAGCGACAACUCUAAGAGUUCCUUAUUGGGAUUGGGCAGUUAAUCCGAAUUUACCUGAAAGUACGACGUACCAGAAAAUCGCGAUCAAUUCUCCAACCGGCCAGCAGACGAUUGAUAACCCGUUAUAUUCGUACAAGUUUCAUCCGUUACCGCUGGGUACUGAUAUUCCUAACAAUGACCCUCUAGCGAAAUACCAGGAGACAGUCCGCUCCCCGGAUCCAAACACAGGCGUGACCCGAAUUGACAAUGUCAACUCGGGAAUGAGUUCCAACUCUGCAUGGUUGAAAUCGAGUACCUAUCAGCUUCUUUCAUCAGAAACAAACUACACAAUCUUUUCCAACAAUGUGUUGACAGACCGAGGUGAUAACUACAAUAAUCUUGAAAGCAUCCACGAUGGAGUACAUGCCCUAGUCGGUGACGGAGGUCAUAUGACAUACUUCAGCAUGGCUGCCUUUGAUCCCAUCUUCUGGAUGCAUCAUGCUUCAAUCGACCGCAUCUUCGCUCUCUGGGAAGUGCUCAACCCAGACUCCUAUGUUGAGCCAAUGGCCGACGCAUAUGGAACAUUCGUAAUUCCAGCAGGCGGAAUCGAAGAUGUCAAUACACCGCUAUAUCCAUUUCAUCGUUCCGAUGACCCGAAUGAUUGGUGGACAUCGGUUUCCAGUCGCUCGACUCGAGAUUUCGGGUAUACGUAUCCCGAGAUCCAGGACUGGGGUGUUGAUCAGGCUACACUUCAGAAUAAUGUGCGUACGGCAAUUAAUAAUUUGUAUAAUGCUCCGGCUCGUAUGGCUUCUACAUCAAGAAAGCAAAAGAGAGGGGCGUUCGACGGAGUGAAGGGGCUAGUCGAUGUGCCUGGAAGUGGGAAGAGCAUGGCAACAAAUGCAGUGGCAGGAAAAAUGACAGAGAGCGAUUUCGACAGUCUUGGAGUUAACAAUUUAGCCAGAAACUGGGCUAUCAAUGUUGCUGUUGACAAACAUGCACUAGGCGGAAACCCUUUUCAAAUCCAUUUCUUCUAUGGCCAACCAGAUGCUAGCAUCAAACCGAGCGACUACUACCAUGCCGAGAAUCUCAUCGGCACGUACCGAAUUUUCGCCGGUGCCAAUAAUACCCACAGUCUACAACUAUCUCCGAACCAACAACAUCGCUCAUUAUCUAGUGAUGGGGACACGCCGACUCUUUCCGCAGGACAGAUUUCGCUCUCUCCGCUUCUCGCGCGAGCGAUUGCAAAUGGAAUAUUACCAGACGAGACGUUGGGGCCUGAACACGUCGUCCCAACGCUCUCGGACAAUUUGAAUUGGCGGAUUACUGACUCAGCUGGCCAAGAAGUUCCCGUGGCAGAUUUAGCGGAUCAGGGCAAGUUGCGGGUUGGAGUGGUGUCGCGAGAGGUCGAUCCGAUUGUGCAGGGGGAGGAGCAUCGGUUCCCUCGGUAUGGAGAAUGGGUUCAAUGGGAAAACGCGACGAAGGGGAAGUCGGGGGCUGUGUAG
Molecule: messenger RNA, 1914 nt
Organism: Talaromyces proteolyticus
Lineage: Eukaryota; Fungi; Ascomycota; Eurotiomycetes; Eurotiales; Trichocomaceae
Product: tyrosinase
Exons: 6
Coding region: 1-1914 (637 amino acids)
Molecular function (GO): oxidoreductase activity
Source: RefSeq, a predicted model, not a curated record